Aspergillus neoniger CBS 115656 is the source of this 1542-nucleotide messenger RNA. RefSeq lists its product as uncharacterized. The record is from RefSeq and is a predicted model, not a curated record. Bases 200 to 1294 code for a protein of 364 amino acids. NCBI's taxonomy places the organism in Eukaryota, Fungi, Ascomycota, Eurotiomycetes, Eurotiales, Aspergillaceae. The transcript has a single exon.
CUACUUCUUUAUUGUUCAGUUGCUAAGUAGUGACUGGCAAAGUGAAGAUCUCACCUGGCACUGACAUCAGCCUGACUACUUACUUACUUACCUGUUCGAACGGUAUUGUGUCAUUGUCAGUUUCGACCCGUUACACCUGCCUUGUCUUCAUUCUUCCUUCCUUUCUUCCUCUCUCCUGCAUCCUUCAUUUACUAUCAACAUGCCCGGACCCUUUAUGCGAAAGAGCAUCGACUCUUUAUCAAAUCUCGUCAGAGGGAAUUCGCUACGACGUCGUCAGACUCAAGACCAAGAUCCGAACCAGGAACAAGAGCAGUAUCAGUACCCGGAUCAAGCUCAUACUCAAUCAUCCGCAACUAGUGGCCAAGAAGCAUUAAAUAUGGGCCACUCUCAUUCCCGACAGAGCAGGCAUCGGUACGACUUCUCCGGCUCUGCGAACAGAAGUCCAGUGUCCAGGUCAACUGGAAAAGCAGCCAUGAAUAGCAGCCAGACUCCAGAUCCCUGGGCCCCUCCGCCGUAUGAACCACAGGCUGCUGCUGCUCCUGCUUCUUCGACCAUCUCAGGGAGCAGUGAUUCUCCAUACUCUUUCCUGCGGGAGUUCGAUACGAUUUUCAUCGUGGAUGAUAGUACGAGCAUGCUGACGGGUAACCGCUGGAAGGAGGCUGAGAAUGCUAUUGCUGCUAUCGCGCCCAUUUGUACGCAGUAUGAUCAGGAUGGAAUUGACGUCUACUUUCUUAACCACCGCCGCCAGGGAGCCGAAAAGGUGAAGGGUGGGUAUAUGAAUAUCAGAACAGCGGAUGAUGUUCGUGAGAUCUUUGGGAGUGUGUAUCCGAAUGGUCCGACGCCUUUUGGUCAACGACUUUACGAAAUCCUCAAUCCGUACAUGAGAGAUUUGCAAAAGGCGAUCUCGAAGAGCGAUGGAUCGCGUGAUUCGGCUCAACUCAUGAAACCACUCAAUAUAAUUGCGAUUACGGAUGGGGCAUUUACAGACGAUGCGGAGAGUGUCAUUGCAGGAGUUGCGCAAAAGCUGGACGAGAAGAAAUAUCAGGCGGUGCCUUGGCAGGUUGGAAUCCAAUUCUUCCAGAUCGGAAAUGAUGCCCAGGCAAGGGCGUAUCUGCAGGAACUCGACGACAAUUUGGCCGAUAUGCAGAAAAAAGACAGUCUCCGUGAUAUUGUGGAUACCGUGCCGUGGAGGGGUGAUCAGGGGCAGACGCUGAGCGCCGAUGGCAUUCUAAAAUGCGUCCUUGGCGCCGUGUCCAGGAAAUAUGAUAAACGCGAAGCGUCGUUUCACCGCUAAGGAAGAUCGGUUCUGGUCUUCUCGUGCGCUCGUCCCUUAUCAUCUACACAUUCGUUGCCUUCAUGGUUUUGCUUUUCAUCGGCCCUUUUAGGGGUAGGCCAUAGCUUGAGUCUAAACUCUAUCCUUCAUCUUCUCGACCCUGUCGUUUGUGUAACAGCGGCAGGGAUUGGGAUGAAACGCGUUGCAGCAAGCGCCGUGUUGCCGCCGGCUUGCCCGAGACCGCAGACCGUAUUAGAAUAGGAUUUUGU